AUGGCUUCCCUACCACGCAGCUAUUUCUUCUCUGUGAGUCGUCUGCAUCCGCACCCACACCCUAUCACUCCUCCACCAUCUGCUCGCCAUCUCUUGCAAGGCCAUUCAGCUAACCCACUCCUCUCAGCGAUAUGUCGCGUAGCCGAACCAAUCGCCCUAACAUCCAUCUUCCCAUACUCAUGGGUAAUGGUGAAAGACUUCAAUAUGGCCAGCGGGGCCGAAGCAUCCCUCUACGCGGGAAUUCUGAUAUCCGCCUUCUCGCUCGCCGAGGCCCUAACUGGCAUGUUCUGGGGUAGUCUCUCUGACCGACUGGGCCGGAAGCCGAUUCUACUUUCUGGCUGUUUCGGGACAAUGCUCUCGUUGCUUAUGGUCGGGUUUGCGCCUAAUUUUUGGGUUGCACUCGCUGGGCGCGCUUUUGGCGGCGCGUUGAAUGGGAAUAUUGGCGUUAUUCAGACUAUGGUUGGCGAGUUGGUUAGACGGCCUGAGCAUGAGCCUAGGGCUUAUGCUGUUAUGCCGUUUGUUUGGUCAAUUGGUACUAUCCUUGGACCUGACCAGCAGAUGGGUUUCCCUCCCUUAUUUCCCGCCGACGGCCUCUUCGGCCGUUUUCCAUACUUACUACCCAACCUCGUCUGCUCCGUUCUCCUAUUCUUCAGCAUCAUUGGUGGUUGGCUAUUCCUCCAAGAAACCCACCCCGACAUGCAACCCGGCAACACACACCGUUUCUUCGAGCACACAUCUGCCGAACAGCCCCUGCUGGCCACAUCUGGCGCAACCGCUAAUGCGGGAGUUGAUCUCCGAGCCGAAUCAUACGGCACCUUCAAUCAAGUCCACCUACACGAAGACGAGAUCUGGAAUGUUCACUCCGAUGGCACGAUGCCUGCUUGGAAGAAGCCACAGAAGCCGAAAGCAUUCACCUGGCGGGUGAUUAUGCUCGUGCUUGCGCUGACUAUCUUCACCUACCACUCAAUGACAUACGACCAUCUUUUACCCAUCUUCCUCCAAGAUAAGGGUCCGCAGGGAUUAAUGGCCCUUUCGAAGUCUCAUUCGCCCUUCGACAUUCCCGGUGGUCUGGGCCUUUCAACCCGCACCGUGGGCGUGAUAAUGUCUACGGACGGCAUAAUCGCCCUCGUCAUCCAAAGUCUCAUCUUCCCCGCUUUGGCCGGGUGGCUAGGCAUAUGGAAACUAUUCGUCGUCGUGACAAUCCUGCACCCAAUUACCUAUCUCAUCGUUCCAUUCCUGGUCUUCCUCCCGCAAAACCUCACCUUCACAGGCAUCUAUUCUUGCCUAAUUAUCCGGAAUCUUCUCUCUAUUAUCGACUACCCCGUGCUCCUGAUCUUACUCAAACAAGCCAGUCCCUCAGACUCUGUUCUUGGCAAGAUCAACGGUCUAGCUGCCUCCGCCGGAGCCGCUGCCCGUACCCUUGCCCCCCCCGAUUGCUGGUUAUCUGUACAGCACUGGUGCUGGGUUCGGAUGCACGGGUGUGGCUUGCAGAAGAAAAAUUCGACUGCGACUGUUGAGGCGGCGGCUCCUUGUCAUUAUGUUCCUAUUCCGGAACCGCCUAAGGAAUCGAUUCACAUUAUUGUGACUGAUGUCGAUGCUGGUGCUGGUGCUGGUGCCGAUGCCGAUGCCGCUGCCGCUGCCGCUGCCGCGGCGCAGGAAGAUGCGUAG
Molecule: messenger RNA, 1668 nt
Organism: Penicillium cosmopolitanum
Lineage: Eukaryota; Fungi; Ascomycota; Eurotiomycetes; Eurotiales; Aspergillaceae
Exons: 4
Coding region: 1-1668 (555 amino acids)
Biological process (GO): transmembrane transport
Molecular function (GO): transmembrane transporter activity
Source: RefSeq, a predicted model, not a curated record